Molecule: messenger RNA, 1494 nt
Organism: Marmota monax (woodchuck)
Lineage: Eukaryota; Metazoa; Chordata; Mammalia; Rodentia; Sciuridae
Gene: Drg1
Product: developmentally regulated GTP binding protein 1
Exons: 9
Coding region: 182-1285 (367 amino acids)
Biological process (GO): cytoplasmic translation
Cellular component (GO): cytoplasm
Molecular function (GO): GTPase activity; GTP binding
Source: RefSeq, a predicted model, not a curated record
GGGAAAGAGACCGUUCUACACUGUACAUCUUGUAGUCAGCAGGUCCCAUAACUCUCGCGAUAAUUACGAAGUACUGCGCCUGCGCACUGCAGUGGCGCUUUGGCGGUGGAGGAGCGUUCACUGGUUGGUGUGUGAGGGGUGACUCUGUGGAGAUUGCGUUGUACCCCCGAGACUCGCCACCAUGAGCAGCACCUUAGCAAAGAUCGCGGAGAUCGAAGCCGAGAUGGCUCGAACUCAAAAGAACAAGGCAACAGCACAUCACCUAGGACUGCUUAAGGCUCGCCUUGCUAAGCUUCGUAGAGAACUCAUUACUCCAAAAGGUGGUGGAGGUGGUGGGCCAGGAGAAGGUUUUGAUGUGGCCAAGACUGGUGAUGCUCGAAUUGGGUUUGUGGGUUUUCCAUCUGUGGGGAAGUCAACACUACUGAGUAACCUGGCUGGGGUAUAUUCUGAAGUGGCAGCCUAUGAAUUUACUACUCUGACUACUGUGCCUGGUGUCAUCAGAUACAAAGGUGCCAAAAUACAGCUUCUGGAUCUCCCAGGUAUCAUUGAAGGUGCCAAGGAUGGGAAAGGUAGAGGCCGUCAGGUUAUUGCAGUGGCCCGAACAUGCAAUUUGAUCCUGAUUGUUCUGGAUGUCCUGAAGCCACUAGGACAUAAGAAGAUAAUUGAAAAUGAAUUGGAAGGCUUUGGUAUUCGCUUGAAUAGUAAACCUCCCAACAUUGGCUUUAAGAAGAAAGAUAAAGGAGGCAUUAAUCUCACAGCUACCUGCCCUCAGAGUGAGCUGGAUGCUGAAACUGUGAAGAGCAUUCUGGCUGAAUACAAAAUUCAUAAUGCUGAUGUGACUUUGCGUAGUGAUGCCACAGCUGAUGACCUCAUUGAUGUGGUGGAAGGAAACAGGGUUUAUAUUCCCUGUAUUUAUGUAUUAAAUAAGAUCGAUCAAAUCUCCAUUGAGGAAUUGGAUAUCAUCUAUAAAGUGCCUCACUGUGUACCCAUCUCUGCCCAUCACCGCUGGAAUUUUGAUGACCUGUUAGAAAAGAUCUGGGACUAUUUAAAACUAGUGAGAAUUUACACCAAACCCAAAGGCCAGUUACCAGAUUACACAUCUCCAGUGGUGCUGCCUUACUCCAGGACCACAGUGGAGGAUUUCUGCAUGAAGAUUCACAAAAAUCUUAUCAAAGAAUUUAAAUACGCUCUGGUCUGGGGUCUCUCUGUGAAACACAAUCCACAGAAAGUGGGUAAAGACCAUACAUUGGAGGACGAGGAUGUCAUUCAGAUUGUGAAGAAAUGAAACCUUUUCUUUUUCCAUCUGUGGGGGCCAACCACAGCAACUUUCUCUAUGACCAAGCACCCUACUUCACCCCUUCUGUCUUUGGCAGCCACUGGAUCAGAAUACAGGGGUGGGAGAUGGAGGCACACAAAUUAUAACUUCAGUUACUUUGGUGUCACCUUCUAUGUUGAACUGCAUAAAAGAUCUCAUAGCCCUGUUGGCUUUGUGGA